ACUUCUGCUAAAAUCCUCAGAUCGUUCUGUUGGCGCGAGUCAAUCUAGACUUGCGCAGCUGGCGUUCCUGCUCGCGCGGAGCGACACGCGCAUAAUAAGCUGUGUCACGGCUGCUGUUUAAUGCAGGUUGGAGGGAGAGACGAGGGCAUUUAGUUCCUGUCGUCAAAGCGGCUCAGUUGAGUUGAGUAGUUAAGAAGUUGUGCGCCGGUUUCGUUCUUUUCCUUCUGUUUUUGUUUCGUCGUUUUAUCUCUAGUUAAUUCACACUCCUUUUUUGUAUACAUUUCAAUUGUUUCUAUCAUCGAAACAGAUCCUUUUCACAACAAUUAUAACAAAUACCGGGGACUGGGUAGAGGCAGCUACAUAAUCCUUCCAGUGGAGAAGAAAGGAUUUCAACUUUCACCGUUGUAUUUGGUUCGUCGUUGGUGUGUUCCACACGAGUUAGUCACCGUGCAGGCAUUUCAAGGUAUAGAAGCUGUAGCAGAGCAGCUGGGGGCUUUGCAAGUGAGACCAGUGUACGCCAUGGACGCGACCACAGUUGUGUCGCAACAGAACGGUACCAUACACAACUCGGUCCAGACAGGAAACAUGGUAGACGAUUGUAACACCAACUUGAUCGUGAACUAUCUGCCCCAGACCAUGACCCAGGAGGAGAUCAGGAGUUUGUUCUCCAGUAUUGGAGAAGUGGAAUCGUGUAAGCUUAUCAGAGACAAAGUUACAGGUCAAAGUCUGGGCUAUGGGUUCGUUAACUACGUUCGUCCGGAAGACGCUGAAAAGGCAAUCAACACACUAAAUGGACUUAGACUUCAAAACAAAAUAAUUAAGGUUUCUUAUGCCAGACCAAGCAGCGAGGCCAUCAAGGGCGCUAAUCUCUACGUUAGUGGGUUACCAAAGUCAAUGACUCAGCAGGAAUUGGAGAAUCUCUUUGCUCCUUAUGGUCGCAUUAUCACUUCCAGAAUCCUCUGUGAUAACGUGAAAGGAUUGUCUAAAGGUGUCGGAUUUGUACGUUUCGAUCAACGAAUAGAAGCUGAGCGAGCUAUAAAACACCUGCACAACACUAUUCCAGAUGGCAGCAGUGAACCAAUCACAGUGAAGUUUGCAAACAAUCCAAGCAACAAUGCAAAGGCGCUAGCGCCUCUGGCUGCCUACCUGUCACCACAGCGUCCGUUUCCUGGACCUAUCCACCAUCCAGCUAACCGCUUCAGGUACAUUCCUCUGUCGCCGAUCUCCAGGUACUCCCCUCUGGCUGGAGAUUUGCUGGCAACCAAUCCUCUCUUAGCCGGGAACGCCCUCAACGGUUCAGGGUGGUGCAUCUUCGUGUACAAUCUUGCUCCUGAUACCGAGGAGAAUCUCUUAUGGCAACUCUUUGGACCCUUUGGGGCCGUACAGAGCGUUAAGGUUAUUCGGGAUCUGCAGACAAACAAGUGCAAGGGAUUUGGCUUCGUGACAAUGACCAAUUACGACGAAGCUCUGGUUGCCAUCCAGAGCCUAAACGGAUACACUUUGGGGAAUAGAGUUCUCCAAGUGUCCUUUAAGACCAACAAGUGCAAGACAUAAAAUCUACCUCUACUGCUCACGGGUCAGGGGAUGGGCGAGGGUACGAUUCAGGUAGGGAAGGUACUCGAUGACUUCCUACUCUACCUCUGUCGUAAACCAACCCUUCAAUGAAAUACUUUAAACGAAGUGCUUCGUAACUGCAGCUCUAAUCAUCAUGAAUCUUGAUGAUUCCAACUUCUGGAAAUCCUAGUCAUGACAUGUAUUUAUUAAAACUUUCUACACCAAAUUUCCCAAAAGCCAAAGUAAAUUUUUUACACUAUGUGAACGUAUGUCCGGUAUGAUGUAUGUCGGGUAAGACAUACGGGGUUUGAGACUAGCAUCUAUUUGCUACAAUAAUAUUUUCUUCAUUAUUGUUAUUAUUAUUUUUUGCCGUCGUUUCUCAGAUUGUUUGGUCAUCCUUUACGAUGGUGGGGUUGGCGUUUUAAUCAUGGCGUAUUGCUUAUUCGGUCACAAUGUUUAAAAUAUUAAUUUACCUACCAGAGUAGUAAUGCCCCUUAAAAUGAUUAUUUUACCAGUGUUUGAUCUCAUUUAAAGGGAAUACUUUUUACUAGUCGAGGAUGACCAAAACUAUACCAACAGUAGUUUGAAUAUUACCUUUACCCUAAGGUAUUUUAACUUAUUUUAAACUGCUUUUUUGUUAAUAGGUCCUAUGAGUAUUUAUUUGGACAAGUAUUUGCUGUUGUCUUUGUGAGUAUAUUAGUCAUUGUUAUGAUCACGUAGAUGCUAAAUUUAUAAGCAUUGAUUUAGAAAACCGGCAACUGUUUUCUCUCCUCUUUAUUUUGAUUACCAGCAAUUAAUUUUUUGCUUUCCUUUUGUGUUUCAUGUUAUUUUUGAAGCCUACUCCGGCUUUAUUGUAGUCUUAUUUUGUUGAAUUAAACGAAUUUUUGCCACAUUUUGUUAUGAAUGAGUUUGUUUAUUUUGAUUCUUUUUUAGUUUUAGUAGGUGCUUAUCAUAAUAAACACCCUUUUUAUUUAUUUUUAGAGGCACAGUUUUAAUAGGCCUAGUACCCUGCAUGCAGUUAUUAUUGUUAGUUAAAAUGAUUUUGCAUGCAUUCGGAGAUGGGGGGGGGGGGGUGGAGUGGGGUCUCAGCGAUGUGCACAAGGCUUACCCGUACCACCAACCAUCCGCCAUUUUAGUAGCUCCUAAAUGGAAAUUGGAGCCAACACUACCGCCACCACGGCCACUUCCACGAGAAUCUAUUUUUGUAAAAGAGUUAAUAGAAAAGCUGAAGAUAAGGAAAUGGUAAGAGCCAGGCUCUUGGUGUGUUAUACCGAAGUGCUGUGUGUGUGAUGUGUGUCCCACAGUUGUUUACUAGUUUUGGUAGGGUAUAGAAUAAAAUCUUAUCAUUUGUGUCCAUGAGAUGUCACCCCAAAGUGGAUGGCGUCAUACAAUAAAUGAAUAACACAUUCCAAGUUGUAAUCAAUGCUAUCCAGGGAUUUUUACAAGCAUUCUUGGUAUAAAUAUACCUGUAAAAUAUGUCACUAAAAUGUUAUCGAUGCCUAAAGGGCACCAGUCAUUAAAAUUUGCCCAAUGGCGAAAAUUUUAAAUUUUGGUAAGUCGUUACCUUUAAAUAGUACUAACAAAAAAAAAGAAAUUUAGAUUAUAAAGAGUUUAUAUGCAAAGAGAGCAUAGGGUUUCAAGCUUAUGGAAUAGUGUUGGAUCUAGGAAAUAACUGUUUACCUACAGCAUACUUAGAGCAGCUAGUAGGGUGCUUUGAAUUCCACACAAUAUUCCCUUUGUAAGUAUAGGUUACCUCCCAUGUUCCUUUGUGUGUGUUCUACCACAUGGUUGUAAAGACUGUAGUCCUAUACUGGAUUCGAAUUUCUUCAAAGGAUAAGGAGGCCUUGUGCCAGGUGCUGAACUUUUGCGCCUUGUGUGCAAUAUUGUAUGCAACUCCAAUAAUUACUUUGAAUCAGAAUUCGAUAUUUUAGAUGUCAUUCGAUGAAAUUCCUACCUUUUUUUUAUACGUGAAACAAAAGAAUUUGAAUAAUUCCAUAGGUUAUAUAUCCGUUUAAUAUUCCACUGCUUAAUGUGAGAUUAUUCUCAAUGGGCACAAUAAGGUCCACAAUGACCACUGGCUAAGAUACUUUCCGGUGAUUUUUGUUGGUUGUAAUUUGUGACCAGUGAUUAUGUGACAUUCCGUUUUGGUGGUAGUGUGAUAAGUUCUAAAGAACCUUUUUGACGCAAUAAGCAUUUGGUAAGCUAAGUAAGAGCAUAAGCUUGGGAUAUGCAGGUCUGUAAAACAUUUUUGCUAGUAAUCUUAUAAUUUGGCAGAACAGUUUCCAAGUAAAAGUAUUUUUGUUUUUCAUUGUCUAAUGAUGAACAUUUCGUUCAGACAAGUCUUGUAUUUGCGAGUGCAUAGUGGUAUUUUGUGCUUGCUAAUAUUGUUUAGCUUUUCCUUUUGCUAAUAACCAAUUCUAUUUAUUUUCUGAUCUACUUGAAAAUUGUAUUUAUGAGAGCUGACAUCUUUCCGAAUAUUUCUCUAUAGUCUCAACAAAAUUUCAUUCUGUAUGCUCGGAUACCAGUCUCCUCCGAAUAUCCUGGUUAAUGCUAUUAGAUUGACCAAUACAACAACCUAAGCAUUCUUCCUCUUAAAAAGUAUCCAUACAAAAAUCGGCCUGUUUGCUCCACGCUGGCUUUUACUUAGUUUUUACUUCAUUCCAGAAAUCUCCUAUUGACGUUUAUGUGUUUCUACGUCUAGGGUUUUGAUGUAUUUGUGAUAUAAAAUAUUUUGAGUUUAAACAUUAAAAGUAAUUUAUUCUACAUUUAUUGACCAACUUGGGUCAAAUUUCAAAAGUUGUAUUCCAACGCUCUUCAUCAUAAUAUUUUCUGAUUUACGAAACACAAUACUCAACUUCCGAAUCUCCGCCGAAAACGCCCGAACACACCUCGUCUCCGAGGCUCUAGGGAAAGGGAAGACAAGAAGAAGCGUUGAUUGGUCGGAAUUGUUCGUAUUAGUCUACUUAAGUAGCACCUCCUCACGUACUUAAAUUUUAGAAUAGUUUUUGUGCCGUUUGUCUGUGUGUGUUGCUUUAAGGUGUAGAUGUUAAGUUGCCUUGUGUAUGCUGAAGUAGCAGUUGUUUGAGUAAUGUAACAUUUUUCGUCGUAUUGACGAUUUUCAGUAUACAAGAUUACCGUAGUCUUUUUUCUCGAUAUUUUAUCAUAUAGGAUUUUGAGCAUUCUUUUCUUGUUAAUGAUUAUUCACGAGUCAAAUAUUUUGGUGUUUUUGGUGUUUUCUGAAGUUUAUCAUGUACCCCUCUAUUUACGUAUUAUAUAGUUUGGGUUUAUUGCAGUUCAAUUAGACGCAACGCCAUCUACCGGCUUUAUAUGGAAGCAAGUUAAACCCUACGCUGAAUUCCCUGGGAUUGGCAACGCGUUGUUUGAGGGUGUUCUUGCUUGCGGUUUUUCGGGACGGCCUUGUAUAUUGCAGUUUGAUUAAAGAUAUAGCUGCAAUCAAAUUAAAAAAAAGUAACUGAACUAACGAGACUUGAGUGUUAAGGGGUUCGAAAUUAAAUCUAAGUAGACCAAUGGCUGUUGUUUUCUGCGUAGUUUUGACUGUACUGCAAUAUUUGUACUUUUCCAUGUUGAAAAUAAAUUCCAUCUUGGAACCCAA
Messenger RNA from Limulus polyphemus (Atlantic horseshoe crab), 5167 nucleotides. Its product is annotated as ELAV-like protein 4. The record is from RefSeq and is a predicted model, not a curated record. Gene Ontology annotation, molecular function: RNA binding. Gene Ontology annotation, cellular component: ribonucleoprotein complex. The transcript has 6 exons. Lineage: Eukaryota; Metazoa; Arthropoda; Merostomata; Xiphosura; Limulidae. The coding region runs from base 520 to 1554 and encodes 344 amino acids.